CAGGGCGGACGGGGCGCGAGCGGCUCACGCGACGUCGACCGCCGGAGUCAGGGUGCACGUGCUCGCCGCAGCCUCUUCCCAGGAUACGCCUCCGUCGCUGCCGAGGGACACCGUGUCGUGUCUCGCUCGAUUCCUGCCGGCGACCGGACGGGGUGCUGGACGGGCCCGAGAUGCCCGUGGCUGCCGAUGCCCCGACGGCGGGCAGUGCGGACGUGAAGAUGGAGACCGGAGGACGCAGGGUAUCCAAACCACUGAUGGAGAAGCGCAGACGAGCCCGGAUCAACCGCUGCCUGAGCCAGCUCAAGGCUCUCCUGGUGGACUCAUCGAAGCCAGAGUCCCCGCGGCACGCGAGACUUGAGAAGGCGGACAUCCUGGAGAUGACCGUGAAUCACCUGCAGGCUUUGCAUCGACAAAGGAGAACUGCUCGGCUACUCGACGACUCCGAGGUGCGCCACAAGUUCCGCGCGGGCUACGAGGAGUGCAUCCUGGAAACGCGGCGGUUCCUCUGCUCGCUGGCCGACCGGCAGCUGCUGACCAAUAGUGGCGCCGACCCGGUGUCCGUGCGGGACCGCGUUCUGGCGCACCUGCAGGCACGGGCCCGGGAGAUCGAAGACCCCGACGGGGCGCUGGCCUCGCUGCUCGACGACGUGGUGCCGCAGAGCCCCGAGCCGUCCAGUCCGUCUUCGAGCGACGACGCGACGUCCGUCGAGAGGUCCAAGUCGCCCGACCAGGCAGCAGCGGCCCAGACCACCGCCCUGCCCACCGUGGCAGGAGUGCGCGUUCGGCCCAAGCGGCUUCGCAACGGCGACCUCAUCCUCGUGCUUCCACGCGACCUGAUGACCGGCGCCGGAGUCGCCGAACUGUCCUUCUCCGACGAAGACCCCUGUCCGUCUCCCGGCGACAAGGAUCGCGGCGGAACGCCUCGUUCUCCCACGCACGACGACGUGUCGUCCACGUCCUCUUCUUUUUCGGCGUCGACGACGAGUGAAGUCUCUCGGCGUGCUGAGGACCUCGUCGAAGGUGUACAAGAGGAGGUCUGGAGGCCUUGGUGAUUGAGGGGCAAAGGGUGCCCGGUGGUGAAGUUCUCGCUCCCGAUGACUCCGAGUUUGGUGCGGUGUGGCUUGUGCCGGUGUGUUCAGUGCCGUUGUUGUAGUGAGCCUAAAGUCGCUCUUGGGCUCUGGCGUUUGAAUGUCUUGGACGGCAAUCAAGACAGUGUCAUUGCCUCCAAUCCGCGUAAUUUGUAUCCGCAAAAUUUAAGUGUCCUUAUGGCGUUUUCCACUCAAGUGAAGAGUUCUGCGCUGUUAUCUUACCGUUGUAUCGCGGGAACGGCAUCAGUGGAGGUGCGUGAGCACUACAUUCUAGACCAUGUCUCAUAACAUGCGUCAGUGAAACCAAUCACGGUCAUGCGUGUGAUGUUACGUAGUUGAUUUGUUUUUUAUUCAGUCAGAAUUAAUUUUAUUCUGGCUUUUUAAGUUAUGCAUAGUCUUACUCAAAACGCAGGUAUUUCUCCAUCAUUGCUGUAGUUAGUUUUGAGUCUAAAAAUUUGAUUUUUAUAGUUUUGUAUCCUAGACAGCCAUUUGAUGUGCCCGAUAGCAACGUUCUUACUUCAAUACUGUUAAAUAUACGCGCGUAUUUUUAUUGUAAUUCGUAUAGAAAGUGAUGUCUGAGUAUAGUGAGCACUCGGUUGAUCAAAUCAUUUCUUGUGUUUUUUCAUUAAAUUUUCUUGAUGAAAAAAAAAUCAAAGAACCAACAAUAUUGAUUAGCGUCGCUCUUGGUUCCCUUCGUCGUAAUUUGAAUGUAGCAUGUCUGGAUACAAGGUACCUUUACCUUUUACAGCUAUGUGCGCCAUCUAAUUGCCGCUGUGCCAAAUAUUUAAGGGCGCAACAUUCGUUAUGUCUCAGCGCGUAUUGACUACAAAUAACAUGUCAGCGUUUGGGUAGAGUAUUACUCCAAUCAUUACGUCGGCUUCGGGGUCAAAUUCAAUCACAUGUUACUCUCUGGAAAUGAAGAAAAAUGGUGGCCGCCAAUGUUGCUUCUUCUGCAAUACCGAAAAGAGUUUGCUGGCAAUGGGGGAAGAGGCAUUUCUUUUCAUUUAUUCUCACUGAACAUGGUUGCGGCGAUAUCACCUAAAUAAUUUUACGUGACCUUAAACAAAAUGACAUGCACUUGGUUCUUCCAUAGGCUCACAAAACAAAUCCUGAAACUGUCACAAGCGCCUUUUGGAGGGCAGGCGUACCGUCCACCGGCUUCUUGUAUUGGCUGGUGCAGCUUUACAGAACCGUAUUUGAAACGCCUAUAGUAGACUGCCUUUACCCGUCACCACUUGAAGAAGCGUUAAAAAAUAAAUUGUGGGAAGGGAAAACUGGUUGCAACUGAAAACGCCUUAUAUCGUGAUCUCGUGGGUCGAAGGGCAUCGCAAAUACAUUGCUCUGACGAACGGUCUAUUCAAAAACUCCUAAAGGUUGUUUUUUUUUGUAAUGAAAGCCGUUGGAUUGUUCUUGUUAUCGUGUUAGCGUGCGAAGCUUCCAAGGAAGCUAGCUUUUAUAGAACUUCUCAUCGUGGUACUUCCAAACAUAGUUUAAAGGAUAUCUGCUAUCGAAUAUGACAAGUGCUUCAGUGACGAUGGAUGUUACACCAAAUUGCGAUGCCAACAUAGCAAUUUAAACCAAGUUGGAGUUUGCCGGAGGGCCCUGUAUGUGCCUUUUAUACGUUCCUCGAGUGACUGCGUUCAAAGUAACAACGCAAUGGAACAACAUGAUGUCCCUUACUCGUAGGAGACAGGAAACGGGAUGCAUUGCAAAGCAGCACGCAAAUGGUAGAGACUCCGUCAACAUCCAGUUUGACUCAACGGGCAUUUCCUUGUUCCGCUUUGUAUUGCGGGUUACUGUACAUGUUGCAUGAGUGGGUUUUCCAUGGCAAUUGUCGCAGCGUAAAGAGUUUGUUUGCCUCUACCUUUUUGAAGCAGGUUACAAGAAGCGCUCUUACAUCUUUGAACCCAUGUUCAUAGCCCGGAUCCAUUGUGUGCUCGGCGCUAGUGCCAACGUUUUAAGGCUGCGCAAUAAAGCCCUUUUUAAUUUUU
Molecule: messenger RNA, 3079 nt
Organism: Ixodes scapularis (black-legged tick)
Lineage: Eukaryota; Metazoa; Arthropoda; Arachnida; Ixodida; Ixodidae
Product: transcription factor HES-1-B
Exons: 5
Coding region: 171-1052 (293 amino acids)
Biological process (GO): regulation of neurogenesis; anterior/posterior pattern specification; regulation of transcription by RNA polymerase II
Cellular component (GO): nucleus
Molecular function (GO): RNA polymerase II cis-regulatory region sequence-specific DNA binding; DNA-binding transcription factor activity, RNA polymerase II-specific; protein dimerization activity
Source: RefSeq, a predicted model, not a curated record